Trichophyton rubrum CBS 118892 is the source of this 1767-nucleotide messenger RNA. RefSeq lists its product as uncharacterized. NCBI's taxonomy places the organism in Eukaryota, Fungi, Ascomycota, Eurotiomycetes, Onygenales, Arthrodermataceae. The coding region runs from base 1 to 1767 and encodes 588 amino acids. The transcript has a single exon. The record is from RefSeq and is a predicted model, not a curated record.
AUGGCUAUUCAGUCAAUAUCAGACAUCUUCGGCUUCCACUCCCCAGCCGUACCUCGAUUCAACCCAGCUGAAGCCACUAUCCAAUCCGUCCACCGGGCUCUACUCGCAAAUAUAUCCAGCCCAGAGACUCGACUGACAUGCCGCGAGGUAGUAACGGCGUUUCUCACCCAGAUAGAAACAUACAACCCCCGUAUAAACGCCAUAAUAAGCCUGGAUGCAACCUCCCUUUCCGUCGCCGACGAGCUGGACGCCUGGCUUCAGGAUUCCCUAGAGGAUGACUCUGAUACCCCCAAGGACAACAGCAACAGCUGGAGCGAUAUAACAUCCCUCAUGCCACUGUACUGCAUCCCCGUGCUACUAAAAGAUAACAUCGACACAGCCAACCUGUCCACCACCGCAGGAUGUGCAGCGUUAUCCGGCUCCCCGCCGCCCGCACACGAUGCUCCCGUCGUCAAGGCCCUACGUGACGCCGGCGCAGUGAUACUCGGCAAGACAAACAUGCAUGAAAUGGCCCUUGAGGGCCUCACCGUGUCUUCUCUCGGUGGCCAGACGCUGAAUCCCUAUGACACCACCAGAACGCCCGGCGGUAGCUCAGGCGGUACCGGAGCAGCAGUGGCGUCUUCCUUUGCGGUGUUAGGCCUGGGUACAGACACGGUGAACUCACUGCGUAGUCCGGCGAGUGCGAAUGGCUUGUUUAGUCUACGGCCAACGCGUGGUUUGAUUUCGAGAGCUGGUGUGCUUCCUGUCUCAUAUACGCAGGAUACUGUUGGGCCGAUUGCGAGAUGCGUGUGGGAUUUGGCUGUGAGUUUGAACGUUAUGACGGGGGGGGAGUGGUUUGAUGAAAGGGAUAAUAUGACUGCUUUACGACCGCGGCAUGUUAGAGGGCUGGAUUAUACUGCUUCUCUAUCUAAGUACCAGGGGGAGUAUGGUGGUGAAAGUCUGCUGGGUGUCAAGUUCGGGUUGAUAGAGGGAUUCAUGAACCGCGCUGAUAACUCUGAGACAACGCCCGUCAACAAAGCUAUGUGUGCGAUGGUGUGUAAGCUUAAGAAGGCCGGCGCGAUUGUGAUACCCAUUACUGACUCGAUGUAUAAUUCUACUGCGAUAUUGGGCUUGGAUGUUCAAGCGUAUGAGUACCGUGAGAUGGUGGACGCUUAUCUCCAGGGUCUACAUGGGGAAGAAUCAAGAAGCCCACGGACAAUGGCGAGUUUGUACUCUGAAAUAGAUAACCAGGAAGACUCGUUCCUUGUUAUCCCACAUCAGUACCCCUUCAUUCAGUCUGCACUCGUCUCGUCUCCUCUGAACGUCUCAUACGCUCAGAAGCAACUUGCUAUCAACGCUCUGACACUGUCAGUCAAACGGACGUUCUCAUCCCUCAAUCUCGAUGUAUUGAUAUACCCCCAGCAACAGAAUUUGCCCGUUAGGAUAGGCUCGCGGAAUCAGUAUGGUAGAAAUGGAAUACUUGCAGCUCUGACGGGGAACCCUGUCGUCACUGUACCUGCUGGGUAUUCAAAUAGGGAUAUAUUCCGGAAUAUACCUUCUGGGGUCCCGAUUGGUAUGGAAAUUAUGGGUUUGCCAUGGGAAGAAGAGACACUCUUAAGCAUUGCUGCGAGGAUUGAAGCGUUGGAAAAGAUCAGGACGCCGCCUAUCCUUAAGGCAAAGAAGAGAAAGGGUGAUUAUGGAAAAUGGAUAGAGAAUACCCCGAAAGUGGUCCCCGAUAGGAAGAAUAUUCAUAGCAUGUAUCCUUUAGGGUUAUAUAGAGUAAAUUGA